AUGGCUCACCAGUUUCCUAAACGCAUUCUUCAAGAAGGAGAUGAGACGCAGAUUGAUAAGAUUAACAACACAUGUAGACGGACGCUUCUGGAGGCGGUAAAGGUUGCUCUGAAUGAUGAGUAUGAGGAAGUUUUGAAAGCCCCUGUCUUCGGUCCGCUUCUGGCGAUCAUAGAGAACAAGCUCAUCUACUCAGGGAAGAUUAUUCACAGCUUCAUGUGCAAGCAGCUCAGGGUUUCCAAGCUUCACGAGCUGUGGUUUCUUUUUGCGAAGAGGCCUCUUAGGUUUUCUAUGCAAGAAUUUUAUGCUGUGACUGGAUUGAAGUACAAAGAGGAACCCGACGUAGACUUCAUUAACUGGAAGAAUGAUAAAGGGUUCUGGAGCAAUGCGCUGAAGACCAAUGCGAAGAUCAACUUAUAUACUAUAAGGGAUGAGCUCCUUAAAAUCUGUAAUGAGUGGACGUAUGUGGACAGAGUGAGGUUAGUGUAUCUGUCUAUUAUACGAUCAUUCCUCAUGGCUAAGGAUUGGAAAGUGUAUAUCCCUCAAGAAUACAUCCGUUUGGUGAUGGAUUUUGAGAAAUUGAGGAUGUAUCCUUGGGGUCUUCGCGCUUAUGAUGAGCUGAUUGCAUCAAUACUCAGAGUAAGGGAAGAUGUGCAUACGAAGAACAGCUACGUGUUGGAUGGAUUCUCAUAUGCGUUUCAGAUAUGGAUUAUGGAGGCAAUUCCAGACAUUGGUUCUAUGGUGGGUAAAAAGAUCAAAACAAACAUGAAGAAAAUGAGAUGUAGGAAUUGGAAAGGUAGUGGAAAAGUAUCCUACCAAGAUCUCACCAGCCUAGAGUCCCACUUCGAUAAGGGAGAGGUGUUGGCAUUUAUAUCAUCUACUGGUGAUUUCGAUGUGAUUGAUAAUACUGAGUUCGUUAGGGAAGAUGAAAAGAAGGACGAAAGAGUUGGUCGUAUUGUUGAAUUGAUCAAUGCCAAACAAGACUGGAAGCAAUUCGAUUGGGAAGUUGAGGCUUUGCCUGCACAUAUGGACCUUUCUGAUUCAGAACAGGAUGAAGAUGUCACAUAA
Brassica napus (rape) is the source of this 1065-nucleotide messenger RNA. RefSeq lists its product as uncharacterized. Bases 1 to 1065 code for a protein of 354 amino acids. The record is from RefSeq and is a predicted model, not a curated record. The transcript is spliced from 2 exons. Lineage: Eukaryota; Viridiplantae; Streptophyta; Magnoliopsida; Brassicales; Brassicaceae.